UGCGGGAGUCGGCGAACAGGAAGUUCCGGGCAGGCGUCAGCCAUAAUGAAAGCGCCAGAACUGUUCUCUGAAGACGAUAGCUUUUAUGUCCGUUUCAAAUGUAUUACUAAAAGACCGACUCAGAUUAAGUCUGAGGCCGGUAACAUCAACAGUGAAGACAAACCAAUCCUGUCACUCUCCUUCCACACUGAGUCCAAACCUACAGUCACUGGGUCCUGAUUGUGACAGUGGAGCCCAGUUUGCACUGCAGGAUCCAGAGAUGGCAUCAGUGAAGCUGGAAGACUGCAGUCAAACACUGGAGCUGAAUGUCAACAUUAAAGAUGAAGAAGAGGAGGAGAAGAUUAGGACAUCUGUUAGUCAUGGAGAACAUGUUGAGACAUUCUCUACAUCCAGAGAGACACAGCAGGAAGAUCACAGAGCCAAGAUUUCUCAUCACUGCCCACAUUGUGAGGAGAAUUUCCCAAUUAUUACAAAACUAAAAUUACACCUAAAAAUACACACAGGAGAGAAUCUGUAUUCCUGUACUGACUGUGGAAAGAGAUUCACAACAUCAAGGGCUCUGACACUUCAUCAGAGAGUGCACACUGGAGAGAAGCCUUACUACUGCUCGUACUGUGGGGAGAGUUACUCUCAACAGAGCAACUUCAAAAAACACCAACGUCUACACACAGGAGAGAAGCCUUACUCCUGCUGUGACUGUGGAAAAUGCUUUACAACAUCAUCUGAGCUAACAGUUCAUCAGAGAACACACACGGGAGAAAAGCCUUACAUCUGCUCUGACUGUGGGAAGAGUUUCUCCCACCUGUGUAACUUUAAAGCACACCAACGUAUACAUGCAGGAGAGAAGCCGUUCUCCUGCUCUGACUGUGGGAAGAGUUUCUCUCAACAGAACCAUUUAAAGUCACACCAACGUAUACACACAGGAGAGAAGCCUUACUUCUGCUCUGACUGUAGGAAGAGUUUUCCCACCUGUGUAACUAUAAAGCACACCAACAUCCAACCUUGA
Oncorhynchus tshawytscha (Chinook salmon) is the source of this 1006-nucleotide messenger RNA. Its product is annotated as zinc finger protein 239-like. Gene Ontology annotation, biological process: regulation of transcription by RNA polymerase II. The transcript has 5 exons. The coding region runs from base 86 to 1006 and encodes 306 amino acids. Gene Ontology annotation, molecular function: RNA polymerase II cis-regulatory region sequence-specific DNA binding; DNA-binding transcription factor activity. The record is from RefSeq and is a predicted model, not a curated record. Lineage: Eukaryota; Metazoa; Chordata; Actinopteri; Salmoniformes; Salmonidae.